Molecule: messenger RNA, 3992 nt
Organism: Rhipicephalus sanguineus (brown dog tick)
Lineage: Eukaryota; Metazoa; Arthropoda; Arachnida; Ixodida; Ixodidae
Product: heparan sulfate glucosamine 3-O-sulfotransferase 6
Exons: 4
Coding region: 1205-2746 (513 amino acids)
Molecular function (GO): [heparan sulfate]-glucosamine 3-sulfotransferase activity
Source: RefSeq, a predicted model, not a curated record
GCAACCGGUAGCAGACGCUUUUCGCGGGCCGCCCGAGAUCAGACGGCGCGCGGAGACCCAUCGCAAAACUUUCGCGGUCACGUGCUUUGUACGGUCAUAUCUGUCGCGCCGUGGUCAAACAAAACGCCGUCAACGAUCCUUGGCUUACGUCGUCCCGAGAAAAAGUGCCCAUGUGCAAGAGUAGAUGUGUUGGACCAUCCACAGGACGUACCAUUUGGACUGUUCCUCUGCAGCCGAUUUGAGAAACUGAUGGACUGCAUUUAACUCCCCCCAAAUGUGCGUGUUCUGCAACACUUUCGUGAAGUUGUAAAGGCAUCGUUUGCCAGCAGUGCUGCGUGAAUCAAGACGCUGUUUAAGUCUGCGAAGAUCGUCGUAGCUUAAUUACGCCACAACCAGACUACAGCAUAGACUUUGCUUUUUUUCUGGAUCACAGCGAACUUCAGUAAUCGAACUACACCGACGCCCUUGCGAUGUUGAAGAUCGUUCCAUACGGAAUCUGGCUGACAGUGGGCGUGCUGUCGGCAGUUUGAACGCUACGUUGUGAACCAACUAAAAUGGAAUUACUGUUCUAAUGUCUGCCUGCCGUCCUUGCCGGAGUCCGACAACACCAUCGCUUCUCGGUGGCGACGGCUCGGAACGAUAUGACCCCCGAGAGGUGUCGGUCAGGUUAGCUUUGUUCCGGGUGAGAGACAGUUCGCAGAGUGUAACGUCGAAUACUUUGGUGGAGCCGUUCCCUGCUUGCUGUAAAUAAAGAUAAAAAAGAAGAAGGACCCGACAUGCCCACUUCCGACGUUCGCUGAUUCUGGAACAGCACCUGCAGCACGACCUCAGCUUUUAUUGGAUUGCUAACGUGACAUUUGUGUUUCAGUGCGUCUAGUGGGUGCUUUCUGUGCUCCAAGUGUGUGACGUAUAAAGUCCAUCCGUGUAACUGAGUGCGCUAAUCGUGGACAGCGAUGGAUCUUCGCGGAUAAACUCAAGCUCGUAGUCCACACGACACCCAGUGGUAUGUGGUUUGAUUGUCAUCGAAGUGGAUUCCUAAUCGACCCGAAUGAGCUGGACCAGACAUGUCCUUCAAUCGCCAACGUUUGACAGGUGCAGUCACUCCUGCCCAUUCACUGGUGUAAUACGCGCCUGUCUGCGCAAGCGCGUGUCGGUGACGUGCGCUGAAGUGGCUGGGCUGCGAUGAACCAAUGGGAAAGCCGCGAUGAGCCCAGCCGCCUACAGGACGUCCGUGCGACGACUGGUCGUGUACACGGCCGCCCUGUGCAUCCUCAUCGGCUACGCCUUCUUCGCACCAGACCUGACGCCAGUGUCGGGAACCCGUUACGUGCAAUUACUGCAGCGUCAGGUCGUCGACGACGAAGGAGAAAUCGUAACAAGCCGUCCAAUCGCCGCAGCAACAUUGCCAGAAGAUGACGCUAUCGAAGCCGGUGUCACGUUCGGGAAGAUCCGUACGGGACGUGGCAAGGAACGUCGCGACGUUCGCUUCGCACCUGCGGUUGAAGGCGGCGAUUUGAAAAAGAGCUUCGGUAGACGACAAGCCAGCGGCAAUGCUGAAGAAGUGCUCCAACGUCGACGGACUUCUAGACAAGCCGGUAGACUUACCCUGGCUCUGAAGACGACGUUGUCUCCGACAGCGAAUCCACCUGGCCUACCCGAAUCAAUGAACGGCAGCAAAGAGAGCGGCGACGUCAUAUUCCAGAAUGCUAACCCGAAAACGCCGCAGUCGACAAACUACGUGCUUGAUGUGAACAAAGAUUCGUCUAGCGAAGUUCACGAUGGUGUGUACAACGCUUCCAACGCACAGCUUGUGAGCAGUGAUUACGCGUUUUCGGUGGCCACGGACUUUGCGAACGGUGCAGACAGACUGGAAAUCAGACGUGGAGUGGACGUCAGCCUAUCGAAUAGACCUGUAGUGUCUGGCGGUGUUCGGGACGCCGAAGUGUCGGACGCUGAGGUGGCCGAGCGUCCGGAACGGCGCCUUCCGCAGGCCAUCAUCAUCGGCGUCAAGAAGGGCGGCACCAGGGCAGUGCUGGAGUACCUGAGACUGCACCCGCAGGUGAGAGCUGCGGGGCCCGAGCCGCACUUCUUCGACAAGAACUACCACCGCGGAUUCGGCUGGUACCGCUCUCAGAUGCCGGAGAGCGUGAGCGGUCAGCUGACGAUGGAGAAGACGCCAAGCUACCUGGUGCGAGAGCGGGUUCCCGCCAGGGUGCGCGCCAUGUCACCCUCGGUGAAGCUGGUGCUGGUGCUGCGGGAUCCGGUGACGCGGGCCGUCUCCGACUACACGCAGGCCGCGGCCAAGGGACGUGCGAGGCGCUCCUUCCUCCACUCGGUCACCGACAACCGCACUGGAAUGGUUGACCGAAGGAAGCCGCUGGUUCGCGUCGGCUUGUACGACGAGCACGUGUCCCGCUGGCUGGAGCACUUCCCCCGCUCCAGCUUCCACUUCGUCAGCGGCGAGAGGCUGGUGGCGCAACCCGAGAGGGAACUGGCCUCGAUUCAGCGCUUCCUGGGCCUGAGGCCGCCCUGGGUCGGGGCCCGGCAUCUCGUCUUCAACAGCACCAAGGGCUUCCCCUGUCUGCUUCGGGAGCCCGGCGCGACGCCCCACUGCCUGGACCCCUCCAAGGGCCGCCGUCAUCCCAAGGUCGAUCCCGUCCUCGAGAAGCGGCUGCGCGAGUUCUACGCACCGCAUAAUCGGCGCCUGUACCGCAUCAUUGGCAGGGACCUGGAGUGGCCGCCUUGAAGUGCAGUUCCGAUCGUUUAAUGUGCUAACACGGGAAGUGCGCUUGCAAAGAAGCAACUCACUGCAAAGUCCUGAUAUGUGUAGGCAGUGGUACACGUGCACCUGGAAGGAUGACAACACGUGAACGAACUUUGUGUCGCAUAUGGUGGUGGACGGGACCCAGCACCUCCACGAAAUGCAACAAGCGUGUUCUCCCACAAACACUUGUUAUUAUUCUGUGGAAGGCGUGAGACAACCAAGAUGGUUCAGGCAGAAACCCGGCAAGCACGAACCACACGAACGUCAACGUCUUCGUGCACGCUGGCACAGAGCUCACACCGAUGUGCUCCGGUACAUUUGGUAUUAUGCUCGCCGUCCCCUUGACCUUUCUUGGAGGCCUUUAGCCCUAGAUCGACGCCUCGUAUUCUAUAGAGACAGCUGGCGUGAGGGGCCUCACGCCAGCUGUAGUGUCAUAGACAAUGAUGGACUUCGGGCGGCUGCCUAGAAGCGCCUAUUGAACGCAUGAAGUGUAAAAUAUGACACAGCACAUGUACGCACAGAAAGGCGUGCAAUCAGCAGAUGCGGUACGAUUAGAGCAUACAUUUCACAAUGUUUGAGUAGGCGCUAACAUUGGCUAGUGCGGAGGAACCACCUGUCUUCAGUAGGCCUGGUAAACGAUGCCGAUGGCAUGAACUCUUCGGCAGCAACUUCCUCUGCUGACUUUCAUAAUAAGCUUCAGGAACCAGCCACGCGCUUGGUAGACACCAUUCACGAACGGGCGAUGCACCAUGCUGUGAAACCCGUGUUAUGCACACAAGCCUCAUAUAUGCUGUUCGGCUAAAUUGCCUUUCAGCAGCCAGCCGAGUAGUGCGCCGCAAAUUGCUAGGCUGCGCGCUGUAUUUAUGUUCUGAUUGAGCAUCAACACUGGUGGACAAGUUCAAGCACCGUCCGCACCGGAAAGGCAGUGGCAUUAGGAAACAGGAGUUCCCCCGCCGCAAUAUCACAGAGGGACCCCUCAUGCUAUUGUGUCUUAAUAGAGCUCAAAUAUUUUAUUUCUUUCGAUAUAUAUUACAGUUUUGUUUAACCGCUGUGCAAACUUCAUUAUGAGGGACGCCGAACGAUGUGACAGAAAUCUGUGCAGUACCGGUGAUGGCGUCAAAUAGAAACAAAACGUUUUGAAUGCUACACUGUACAUAAUACGUCAGAUAUUUCUUCGGCAGAAAUAUCGCACUUGCCAGCUUGGGUGUGAAAAAUAAAGCACACUUGA